UUAUUGUGUAUUUUAUUUAGGGUCUCAGAAUGGAAAGAGAAGGUGGAAAAUCUUGAACUGGAUAUGAUGUUGGUUCACAAUUCUAGGGUUUUGUGUUGUUCAUUUCGAUGGACCAGUAUUGAUGAUGGGAUAUGAGGGGGAAUGAAGGUUUCAUUGUCGUCCUUUGGAGUUGUGAGCUUUGGAAGUUGGUUUUCUUCCCCAAUUGAAAUGGUGACUGUAAUCCCAUCUGAUUUUGUGGGUAAUGAUGAUACCAAGGGCCUGAGAACCAAGAAAUCAAGGAAAAAGAUGAAGCUGCAGAUUGCAGAAGCUGGUGAACCCAGGUAUGUUAUUUUCUCUACUUCUUCUUCUGAUUCUGCUUCUUCUGGUUCUGCAUCUUCUCUCCUUCUUCUCCUCUUUUGCUACUAG
Molecule: messenger RNA, 405 nt
Organism: Ilex paraguariensis (yerba mate)
Lineage: Eukaryota; Viridiplantae; Streptophyta; Magnoliopsida; Aquifoliales; Aquifoliaceae
Source: the annotation of a GenBank genome assembly